GGGAUGACGGGCAUGACGCAAAAUCCCCGCGACAGCUGGUUGUUUCCAUGGAGCCAUUAGAAGCUAAAAGCUCGAGUUUGCGGAUUAGCUAACAGCUUUUUAGUUAGCUGGUCGUUGUUUUUCGUGAUGUCAUAGCUUUCAAGAUGUCAGAACAACAAAAUAUCGAUAAUGUCGAGACUCUGUUUUCAUUUGAGUUUUUGGUCGAAUGUGUCCGAAUCGAGAAAGAAAGCAAAGUUUCCGACGAGCUGGCUCUUGGAGUGCGGCUGCUGGAUUUUCCAACGCUGCUCAUUUAUCAGCCUCAACAGAGCAGUGGCGGCAUUAACCAACAAGAACAUCAUGGAAAGUAUCAGCAGGGAGAAUACGCCUUUAACAGGGGCAAGUCUUGUUUCUUCAAAAUGAACCUGAACUCACUGCAUGCCCAGCUGUUUAAUAGCCCUCUAUAUGCUAUGGUGUUGGAUGUGAAAGAGGAGAUCCCCAGAUUAGUUGGGACUUCGCUCAUCUCACUGGCUAAAGUGAUGGACAGGAUCAGGCAGGAUGUGACUGAACAUGGUGCUUCGACUCCCUCGUCUCAUGGUGAAAGAGGGCUUGUUGGUAUAUGCAACCUCAUGGGGGAUAAAGUUGGAUCAAUGUCCCUGAGUUAUAAACUGCUAAGUCUGGGAGCUAGUUUACUGCCACAUAUUGCAGACAGCAAGUGUGUUAAAAGUGUCGGUGUACACAGAGAAGAAAAUACACCAGAAAGCAUCAUAUCAACAGAAUUAUUGCCUUUUGAAUGUGGGAAUGACUGCUCACCUGCACUGGACAAGUCUGAUGUCAUCCCAAACAAGAAACCAUCAAAUGAGACUAACUUGCUCAAUGAGGACAAACAGGACAGUAUACAGACUGAACAUGAGACAAGAAACCAGAUACACCAGACAGUCAAAGAAACUGAAAACAGUUCUGAAGACGAUUUAACUGUUUUUUGUCCACCAUAUCUUUUCUACAGUAAUUCUGCAGAAGAAAAAAGGAAGAGUGAAGGAGGCGGUUGUAAUUUAUUGAAUCUAGACUCAGAUGCUACUGCAUUUGAAGACACAUUCUCAGAAGAAGAGGCGACUGAAGAUAAAAUUGAAGUUACAAGUUCACCAAUAAUGAACCAGAGAGUACAGCAUGAUGCACGAGUUUCAAGAAACCAACAAACAAGAGGAGCAACUCCAAAUGUCUUGAGGGAAGCUUUACAGCAGUUGCCUCUGCUGAAUGCUCUUCUUGUUGAGCUAUCACAGUUGAAUGACCAGAGUCCACAACAGCAGCCGUCUAUUCAUCCCAGUCUAGCUUGGAUUUACAGACCUGCUUCCACGGAGCCUUCAGCUGGGCAUGAAAACACCACUCCAAAGGCACAAACCAAAUCAUUGCAGAAAAUCAGACAGGGACCUAGUCCCCAUUUAAACCAUUUACAUUCCCCGAGAAACUGUUCUACACCAGUGUGUGGGCCUGCAUCUAUAAAAGUGAAAGACAAACUGGAAGAGGCUUUGGUUGAGAGUAAAAGCUCCUGUACCUCUCCUAGGAAGAAGCUUGUAUAUGGCACAACUAAAACGUUUAAUCUGAGGCUUAAGCAAAUUUCUUCUCCUAGAGUAAAACGCCAUGAAUGCAUGGAAUUGAUACAGAAUAAAACACAGUCAAGUAUUGCCAAAGGAAAGACAAAGUCAAGUAAUAAGAUCAUGAAGUCCAGCAAAAGAAAAUCUGCAUUAAAUCAGAGUUCCAGUCUAAAUGAAAAUGUUGAGACAAUGGUACAAAACAUCACAGUGAAGUCUGCACCACAUGAAACAGUCACAGUAAAACAGGACAACCUGCAUGGGAAGGUUCAUGCUGAACAAAGCAGAUACCCCACGAGAAUUUCAGAAAAACCUUCCCAUUCUGAAAGAGGGUUGAGAGUUAUUCACAUCCCCAGUGUGGACGGUGACAAAGUUGCCCAAAACAAAGACAAGAACGGGCAUCACAGUGAAUCAGAUCAAUCACAGUCGGAAUCUGACAGACACAGAGACAAAAUUGAAUCUUCAGGAAGCAGCAGACACAGCAGCCCAAAAUCCUCCUUCUCAGACUCCAGUGGGGAUAGAAACAAGGAGGUGGACUACGCUGAUGACUUUAACAGCCUUGAGCCCAGUGAUGCCUACUCUCCUGACCUCGGGAGUAGCCCUGAGCCCUCCAGAGCCAAGACUCCCUGGUCUUCUCUGCACUCUGACUUGUGCAACACUGACUCUGGCUCUGAGGGUUUCCAGAGUAGAGCAAUCCUGCCUGUGCCCAUCAAAGCCCAGAGCUCUCCGCAACGUACUCUGAGGGCUACACACAUAAUUCGACCUCGAACCCACGGCUCAGCCCUGAGCUUUUCCUCCAAUGAUGGUGACAAAGACAGAUCAGUUUCCUUACAAACCAUAUGCUCCACAAAACAGAAGUCAGAGAGUGGUAGAGUGGAACGGAGCUCUGGUGCUGACAGUUUUAUAUCAUCAAGAGGUCAAAGUAGCAAGUCGACCAAGAACAGCGACCCAGUUCAAGGAUUUUCUGCAGAAUCCAUAUCCUCCUUUGAACCACAGGAGGCAGAAGAGCUGGAGGAUGAGCUUGGAUCUCUGGAUUUCAGAAAGGAGUAUCAGCAUAUCUCUAAGCUAGUGACCAGCAAACUUCCUGGUUACACUAUGUAAAAAAUAAUAUAUAGCAGGUAACACAAGUGCUGCGUUAUUUCACUUAACCAAGUGAAACAGAUGAAUAGUAGUGUUGUACUGUACACAUCUAGCAUAUGCUUUUAUUUUUAAAAGCAAUUGUGUGAUGACGAUGUUGGUCUUACUUUUUAAAUAAAUACAAGCUUUCUGUGCAAAUUAUGUGAUCAUUUUAUAUCUUAAUCACUGGGUUAAUACGAGGAUACUGGACAUUUGCAUAAAGUGUUGGACCAUGAGUUUUAGUGACAUAUAAGAGGAUGGAAAAUAUCCCUAUGCACGCCAUUUAUGCAAAUCAUUUAGCUUAUACGCUCUCAUUUCCAGUAGAGUUGUCACAAGUUGAAAAUCUGCCUGAGUUCACAGGGCAGCUUGCGAUUUCAGAGGGUUUGUUUUGUUUUUUUACACCAUCUGCUACUUUGCAUUUGCUCCUUGGUAUUUAAUAAGAAAAACAAACUGCUAUUUUAUGAAUUUUAAAACCUGUGUGGUGUGUUUUGUGUGACAGGGUUAAGAAUUUAUUUGCCACAUUUUGAGUUUCAGAGGGACAACUGUACUACUAAUUUGCAGUGCUGGAAGUUUAUUAACAUUAUCAAGUAUAUUUUCUAAGUACAGUAAUUAAGUAGUAUUCUAAUGUACUUUUAUUUUGAGUUUUUCCAAUUUUAUCCUAUUAUAUAAUCAUACUGCGCUAAAUUUUCAGAGAGAAUUACUGUAUUUUUAAUGACUGCAUUUAUUUGACAGUUGCCACUUAAGAAAUUAAUUA
Messenger RNA from Scatophagus argus, 3435 nucleotides. It is a transcript of the gene map10, whose product is annotated as microtubule associated protein 10. The transcript has a single exon. Gene Ontology annotation, biological process: positive regulation of cytokinesis; mitotic spindle midzone assembly; cytoplasmic microtubule organization. Bases 144 to 2666 code for a protein of 840 amino acids. Gene Ontology annotation, cellular component: mitotic spindle midzone; cytoplasmic microtubule; centrosome. Lineage: Eukaryota; Metazoa; Chordata; Actinopteri; Scatophagidae. Gene Ontology annotation, molecular function: microtubule binding. The record is from RefSeq and is a predicted model, not a curated record.